Molecule: messenger RNA, 841 nt
Organism: Batrachochytrium dendrobatidis JAM81
Lineage: Eukaryota; Fungi; Chytridiomycota; Chytridiomycetes; Rhizophydiales
Product: N-terminal protein methyltransferase
Exons: 6
Coding region: 25-726 (233 amino acids)
Biological process (GO): N-terminal protein amino acid methylation
Cellular component (GO): cytoplasm
Molecular function (GO): N-terminal protein N-methyltransferase activity
Source: RefSeq, a predicted model, not a curated record
CCUUGAUUGCUCACUAUUACUACUAUGAUUGAUACAGAGGAGGCUGAUGUGUACAUCAACAGUCGUAAUGAAUGGUACACUGAUGCUGCCAGCUACUGGGAACAGAUCGAACCUACAGUCCAAGGCAUGCUGGGAGGAUUUGGAUUUCUGACUCAUAUUGAUGCAAAAGGAUCAUCUUCGUUUAUUUCCGAGUUUGUCGCUUCAGACACUGACUCUCCACCAAGGCUCGAUACCAAGAAAGCAUGUGACUGUGGUGCUGGCAUUGGUCGAGUAUCAGAAACGUUUUUAUUAAAGACAUUUGACAGAGUAGACUUGGUGGAGCAAAAUGCACAGUUUUUAAAUACAGCCAAAGCCAAUUUUAAAGAAAAUGGUUUGGACAAUCGUGUGGAUGCAUAUAUCCCUUUAGGACUGCAGGAAUUUUCUCCAGAGGAAGGUCAAUAUGACCUGAUUUGGUGUCAGUGGGUACUUGGACAUCUUAAAGAUGAUGAUCUAGUAAGUUUUUUUCAGCGAUGCAAAAAGGGUCUCAAGCCAAAUGGUAUGAUUGGUGUUAAGGAAAAUAUUGCGCACCAAGGCAUUCUGAUUGACAAAGAGGACAGCAGUAUGACCAGAUGUGAGGAGAUUCUUGUUGAAAUCAUGCAUCGUGCUGGACUCACGAUUGUCAAGCAGGAAACGCAAUCUGGAUUCCCAAAAGAACUGUUUGCUGUUAAAAUGUUUCUGCUCAGCUAAACACGCUAUUGGAUCUCGUCAAGUUUGACUUGAGUUUCUUACCACCGUUUGUCCAGUCUAAAUGGUCCGGUGGUAUAGCUUAGCCAGUAGUUUUAAAUGAAAAUAUACUUUAGAU